Messenger RNA from Prunus armeniaca (apricot), 720 nucleotides. The record is from the annotation of a GenBank genome assembly. Lineage: Eukaryota; Viridiplantae; Streptophyta; Magnoliopsida; Rosales; Rosaceae.
AUGAAUGGGCUACGUCCACGGAGAACAUGGCAAGGCUUGGGAAGAACAAGAAUUUCAAGGGUUGAGCCUCUGGGACUUCGGCAAAGAGGGAGGCAUGGCGCAACCCUGUGGGCUUCCAAGCCUGUGUACGAAUCUGGGCCACAGGAACUGGGUUUUGUGGAGGAGAAAAAUUUAGCUCCUCAUAGUUACAUAGCUUACCGUUCGGAAGGAGUAUCAGGAAGUGUUUGGUGUGCUUCUUGUAGAACUUGCCGAUCGUCAGGAAUUGCGAAGAAGGGAAUUCCAGCGCUGGGCUGUGGGCAUCGUCAUCGUGAUAAAAUCAGUCGCGAUCCUUCUGCAUAUGGACUGCCGUUUGCCAAGGGAGUUUUGAAAGAAUUCCGGAGUCCUCCCCGAUCGUUUUUGCUCAACCCUUGCCGUUCGGCAAGGCCGGUUCGUUGGCAAGGUCAGUUCGGCAAGGGUGCGCAUCUUGAUUGUGGUUGGGGGUUUCGGCAAGGAGGCUGGGCUCUGGGAAGGUUGGUCGUGGUGAAGAUUUGUUCCUUCAGCCUGGUGCCGAUCGGCAAGCUUAUUUGGAAAGAGCCUUCUAUGUUCGGCAAGAUUUUUGAAGGAAAGAAGUUUCGAAGUCCUCCCCAUCCUUGGCUUAGUUGUCGAUCGGUACUCUUUAAAGAUUACCUCCGUGAGUUCUCGUAUGCCCUCUCGACAUCGUGGUGGGAAGGAGACCCCUAG